CCCAACCCCAACGCUUAAAUGCUCUUCUUUCUCAUUGCUAUUCUGCCAACCAGCAUUCCCCAAACACAAAAUAGCAUUUGUCACUCUUCUCAAGUUAAAAAUCCACAAACUAUCCACUGACCACUAAGUCUUUUUUUUUUUUGCCUCAAGAAUGGAGGUCUGCCUUUGUCUCAGUUCCAGCUCAAGAUCAAUCACUAAAUUUAGCAGUUUAGCUAUUCUGAUGACUUCCUUGUUUUCUCUUAUAUGCUUUACGUCUACAGGUGAGUACGCUUAUGAUGCACUCGAUCCCAAUGGAAAUAUUACCAUCAAGUGGGAUGUUAUAUCGUGGACUCCAGAUGGAUAUACUGCUGCUGUUACAAUAUAUAACUUCCAAAAGUAUCGUCAUAUUCAAGCACCGGGGUGGAAAUUGGGUUGGACAUGGGCCAAAAAAGAAGUAAUCUGGGGUGCAGUUGGAGGUCAAGCCACAGAGCAAGGAGACUGUUCAAGAUUCAAAGUGAACAUCCCUCAUUGCUGCAAAAGGGAUCCAACCAUUGUCGACUUGCUGCCAGGAACUCCGUAUAACCAGCAAAUUGCAAAUUGUUGCAAAGGUGGAGUAAUUAGCUCGUGGGUUCAAGACACGGAGAAAGCUGUUAGUGCAUUCCAGCUGACUGUCGGUCAAGCAGGAACAAGUAACAAAACCGUGAGGUUGCCAAAAAACUUCACCCUCAAGGCACCGGGGCCUGGAUAUACUUGUGGGCCUGCAACGAAGGGGAAACCAACCAAGUUUCCAACACCAGAUGGAAGGAGGUUCACUCAAGCUUUGAUGACAUGGAAUGUUACUUGCACCUAUUCACAGUUCCUAGCUCAGAAGACACCCACUUGUUGUGUCUCACUAUCCUCUUUCUACAACAAGACAAUUAUAAACUGUCCGACUUGCGCAUGUGGUUGCCAAAAUGACAUAACUCGACCGGGAACAUGCGUAGAACCGGACUCCCCUUAUUUAGCUUCAACACGUGUAAGUUCUGGAAAGAAUGAUUUCAGACCUCUGGUCCAAUGUACUCCUCAUAUGUGUCCCAUUAGGGUUCAUUGGCAUGUUAAGACCAACUAUAAAGCUUACUGGAGGGUAAAAAUCACAAUAACAAAUUUUAACUACAGAAUGAAUUAUUCCCAGUGGAAUCUUGUUGUUCAGCACCCCAACUUUGACAAUCUCACCCAGAUAUUCAGCUUUAAUUAUAAGCCACUGGUCCCCUAUGGUUCCAUUAAUGAUACUGCUAUGUUUUGGGGAAUCAAAUAUUACAAUGAUCUGCUAAUGCAGAGUGGACCUUCUGGAAAUGUGCAAUCAGAGGUCAUACUUCAGAAGGAUAAAUCGACGUUCACCUUUGACGAAGGAUGGGCUUUCCCUCGAAAGAUUUACUUUAAUGGUGACAAUUGUGUUAUGCCACCUGCGGAUGUCUAUCCCUACCUACCAAAUGCUAGUGCCCACAGUGCGCUUACUCUACCUCACUUUUUGGCCGCAAUUUUGAUAUCUCUUAUUCUACUAUGUUCACAUGACUUUUAAAAUUAUAAGAAAGAAAUAUAAUUGAGGAUUUUCAUUGCUUCCAAUGAAGAGGUUUUCCUA
Messenger RNA from Lycium ferocissimum, 1597 nucleotides. RefSeq names its product COBRA-like protein 1. The transcript is spliced from 6 exons. Bases 152 to 1537 code for a protein of 461 amino acids. Gene Ontology annotation, biological process: cellulose microfibril organization; plant-type cell wall cellulose biosynthetic process. Lineage: Eukaryota; Viridiplantae; Streptophyta; Magnoliopsida; Solanales; Solanaceae. Gene Ontology annotation, cellular component: plasma membrane. The record is from RefSeq and is a predicted model, not a curated record.